GAGCCACAUUUUUGAGCUGCUUCAUUUCCCAUUUCUUGAUCUGUCUCUGUGGUUUCACAAAUUUCAGGUAGAGAGAGAGACAGAGAGAAGGAGAAAAGCAAGGAGAGCUUCUCAAAGCUCAAGACUCUCUGUCCUCUCUCUCACUUGCACUCUCCCUAUUUCUCUGUCUCUCUGCCUCUGCAGUGAGUACCAAAAGCGAAAGACUCUCUCUUUCACAUAUCAGUCGCCAUGAUGUCGUUGAAUAGAAGCUGUUUUCUGGGCAACCCGGCCAUCGCUGGGUCUUCUAGCCCGUUCUCUCAUAGCCAGAAGAGGCGCUCAGCUUCGCUGAAAGUGGUGGCUUUGGUCCCAAAAGCCCGGACUGGUGAACGAAACGGCAGCGUAGUGAUGGAGAGCACAUUGCAGGAAGUGAAGGACGAAUCCUCGGUUGUUGAGCUGAAAUCCACCGUCCAUGGUGGGGUCCAAGACGUGUAUGGUGAGGAUACUGCCACCGAGGACCAAUUUGUCACACCCUGGAGUGUCUCUGUUGCUAGUGGAUAUACGUUGAUACGGGAUCCACACCACAACAAAGGUCUUGCCUUCACAGAGAAAGAGAGAGAUGCUCAUUACUUGCGUGGUCUUCUCCCCCCUGUUGUUAUUUCUCAAGAACUUCAGGUGAAGAAAAUGAUAAAUUGUAUCCGCCAGUAUCUAGUUCCUCUGCAGAAGUAUAUAGCCAUGAUGGAUCUUCAGGGGAGAAAUGAAAAGCUAUUCUACAAGCUUCUUAUUGACCAUGUCGAGGAAUUACUCCCAGUUGUAUAUACUCCUACUGUCGGUGAAGCUUGCCAGAAAUAUGGAAGCAUAUUUUCGCAUCCACACGGUCUUUUCAUAAGUUUGAAAGACAAGGGCAAGAUUCUUGAAGUGUUGAGGAACUGGCCUGAGAAGAAUAUUCAAGUCAUUGUUGUCACUGAUGGAGAGAGGAUCCUUGGGCUGGGGGAUCUUGGCUGUCAUGGGAUGGGUAUACCUGUGGGUAAACUUGCUCUAUAUACGGCACUUGGAGGAGUUCGUCCUUCUGCUUGCUUGCCUGUAACCAUUGAUGUUGGUACAAACAAUCAGAAGCUAUUGGACGAUGAGUUCUACAUUGGACUCAGGCAAAAGAGGGCUACUGGACAGGAAUAUGCAGAACUUCUACAGGAAUUCAUGACUGCAGUCAAGCAGAAUUAUGGGGAGAAAAUUCUCGUUCAGUUUGAAGACUUUGCGAACCACAAUGCUUUUGAUCUGCUGUCAAAGUAUGGUACAACUCAUCUUGUUUUUAAUGAUGACAUUCAGGGGACAGCAUCUGUGGUUCUUGCAGGACUUGUUGCAGCUUUGAAGUUAGUUGGGGGAUCAUUAGCUGACCACAGAUUUUUAUUCCUUGGUGCUGGAGAGGCCGGCACUGGCAUAGCAGAACUGAUAGCCCUUGAAGUUUCCAAACAGACAAAUAUCCCAGUGGAAGAGACCCGGAAGAACAUUUGGCUUGUGGACUCAAAGGGAUUGAUUGUCAGUUCUAGGAAGGAAUCACUCCAACAUUUUAAAAAACCGUGGGCUCAUGAACAUGAACCAGUCAAGGAACUUGUAGAUGCUGUUAAUGCAAUCAAACCUACAGUGUUAAUUGGAACGUCAGGAGCAGGAAGAACAUUCACCAAAGAAGUGGUUAAGUCUAUGGCCUCCCUCAAUGAGAGACCUAUUAUCCUUGCUCUUUCCAACCCAACAUCACAAUCUGAAUGUACUGCGGAAGAAGCAUACACAUGGACUCAGGGUCGUGCUAUUUAUUGUAGUGGAAGCCCAUUCCCGCCUGUUGAAUAUGAGGGGAAGGUUUACACUCCUGGCCAGGCAAACAAUGCAUACAUCUUCCCUGGAUUUGGUCUGGGUUUAAUCAUGNCUGGUACUAUCCGUGUUCACGACGACAUGCUUCUGGCAGCCUCGGAAGCUUUGGCUUCACAGGUAUCCCAGGAAGACUAUGACAAGGGACUCAUAUACCCUCCAUUUACAAACAUUAGAAAGAUUUCGGCACAUAUUGCUGCUAAAGUAGCUGCUAAAUCAUAUGAACUUGGUUUGGCUACUCGCCUCCCUGAACCGAAGGAUCUGGAGAAGUAUGCUGAAAGCUGUAUGUACAGCCCUUCCUAUAGAAGUUUCCGGUGAAUUUUUUGAAGUUUCAGUGGGGUUUGUUGUUCCUGGGUUAACUACGGUUAAACGAAUCAAUUUUUUCUUCUUCUUAUCUUUCUAUGGUUUAUUUAUUUUUGGUUUUUCCUUUCGCAUUUGUUCUAUUAUGUAACCAAUUUGUUGGAUGAAAAGUAGGAUGGGUGCAGGUAGUUGGGUUAGGGCUCAAAAAAUGUACUUGGAAAAUGAUGUGAACCGUCAAAUUUUAAAUGAAAUAAACCUUUCAAGUUACCUCCA
Prunus dulcis (almond) is the source of this 2409-nucleotide messenger RNA. Its product is annotated as NADP-dependent malic enzyme. Gene Ontology annotation, biological process: pyruvate metabolic process; malate metabolic process. Gene Ontology annotation, molecular function: malate dehydrogenase (decarboxylating) (NAD+) activity; NAD binding; malate dehydrogenase (decarboxylating) (NADP+) activity. The record is from RefSeq and is a predicted model, not a curated record. Lineage: Eukaryota; Viridiplantae; Streptophyta; Magnoliopsida; Rosales; Rosaceae. Gene Ontology annotation, cellular component: chloroplast.